This is a messenger RNA of Erythranthe guttata (spotted monkey flower), 2466 nucleotides long. The record is from RefSeq and is a predicted model, not a curated record. NCBI's taxonomy places the organism in Eukaryota, Viridiplantae, Streptophyta, Magnoliopsida, Lamiales, Phrymaceae.
UCAGGUAAAAAUUUGUAAUUCAGGGAUAAGGUGCAAAAUGGACGAUAGUUUGGAGGGCAAAGUGCCAUUAUAUUAAUAAUAAAUUAAGGCCAAUUCUGAGAAAAAUUACAAAAAAACCUGAACAUAAUCUUUCAUAUUUCGUAUUUUGUGCAAACAACACACACAAGCUGAUAUUUACAAACAUUUGUCACAAAUUAUUAGAGAGACGAAUCAGUUGCCACUUCAAACCAACUCUUUUCCUUAAACCCUUGAGGACUCACGCCGAUCCAUCCACGGUGCUCCUGCUCGCCGCCGGCUAUUCUCCGCCGUCGCUGGGAAAGUAAUAACAUCCAAACAAUUUAUCAGUAUCUAACUUGUCGCCCCUGCCUCUCGGUGCAUCCUUCCGCCGCUACUAUCCGCUCACAUCUACAAACAACCCCAAUUUCGAAUUAGACUACCCCUGCAAGCUUUCACCUUUCACACCGCCGCCGCCGCCGCCACUCGUUCUUCUAGCCAAAAUAUCAGCCGCCACCUUAGAAGGUCGUCCAAUUGCUACGGAAAAAUGGUGUCGAAGCUAAUACAAAUAUCCAACCAUGAGGCGGAAAACCCGCUUGAUAUAACUCUGAGAGAGGCCUUCUCUCUUCUUGAACGUAAACUCAGACCCCCUUUUCCCCUCUCUAUCCCAACUAAAGAAGAGUACCAAAACCUCAACAGAGCAAUUCUUUACGGUAUUUUAUGCGAACCCCACCUCGCAAAGGUUCACAUUAAGCAUUUACACGGCAUUAUAACUGAUGGCUACCAGUAUUUCACGAGCUUGCUUGUCAAGAUUGUUAACGAAUUGUACGUCAAACUUGUCGAGCCUGUGAAAAGGCAGUUGAUUUGGCUGACUCAUGAAAUGGUUAAUGUGUCAGCUGUCGGUUUUGACGGUUUAUUAGUGGCUCUGUUGAGGCAGAUUGUCGGUGGGGAUUUCGGCGAAGAGAAUUUGCAUUUGUGUUUUGAAAUGGUCAACCUUUUCUCGAGUAAAUGGUUUUAUUUGCUAGAAGAGGAGCCCUUGGUUUUGACCGGCGCUCUAUAUGUAUUUCUAAGGUUAUUGACCGAUCACUUUAGGGUGUCCAAUAUUCCAAAUAUGGAGUCUUUGCGUAAAAUGGAGAGUGAUUUUUGCGUUAGAAUGUUGAGAUAUAAUUUUUCCUUGUGUUUGAAGAUCGGGAGGGAUCUUGUUCGACUUUUGCAAGAUUUGGUUCGUGUGCCACAGUUUUGUGCCGUAUUGAAAGACAUGUUGUACAAUCCAAGCGCCUUUAGAGUUGAUGGAUUUACGGAUAUAUCACAGUUGUACAAUACACCGACUCCAAGGUGGUAUUUUUCGCUUAGGUUGACUCCAGAGAUGGAAUCUCAGUUGACUUUUUUGCUGACUCGCGUGAAAUUCGGCAGCCAAAAGCGGUACCAGGUUUGGUUCGCAAAGAAGUUUCUUGUCCUACCUGAGAGAAACGCAGUUAUUAUUGACAUUGUGAGAUUUAUAUGCUGCGCCCACCAUUCGCCUAAUGAUGUCAUCCGUUCGGGUAUUAUUCCCAGAUGGGCUGUUAUAGGUUGGCUACUGAAGUCUAACAUGAAAAACUACGUCGAGGCAAAUACGAAACUUGCUUUGUUUUACGAUUGGCUCUUCUUUGAUGAAAAGGUGGAUGAUAUUAUGAAUAUCGAACCCGCAAUUUUGUUGAUGGUACAUUCCAUCCCCGAGUAUAUUGACAUCACAAAUUCUCUUCUUGAGUUUCUGUUUAUUUUGUUGGAUAACUAUGAUCCCGAGAGAAAGGAGAUUUUACACCGAGGAAUAUCAGCAGCUUUCAAUGCAAUUGUUAGAAAACACAUGGUUCAAUCACUCGACAUUUUCGCUAGUAAUAUGAUUUAUCCAAUACUCAAGGAAAGGCUAGGAAAACUUCUCAGACAUGCAGUACCAGAAGCACAGCACCAAAGCCGAAACAUAAAACUGGCUUCAUGAAAAUAGCUUGCAAAUUUUCAUCGAGCACGUUGUUAAGCUUGGAGAUCAGAGAAACUUAGAGCAUGAUUGGUAAUUGAUACUGCUCUUUAUGAUUUUUUUUUGCGGGCUAUCUGUUGCAUUUGUGUAACUCAAUUAGCAUAAUGUUUAUUUUGAUCGAUGGUUGUAUGGUCAGUCGACAUUAUACUUUAUUGUAUAAAAUUCGUCUAUUAUCAUUUUCAUAAAUUUCUCAAAACACGGAGAUCGAUGUUAUCAUAUUUUCACUGAAACUUAUUCAAAUACGAUGUUAUUAGGUCGAAAUCAUAUCAGACAGUCGUCAUUGUCACUGCUGUCUCCCGACCGACUAUUUGGUUUCUCUAACUUUUUUCUUCUUUUUUUUGUCGGAAUAACUACAAAAGAAUUAAUCGGCAUAUUCAUUUCACCUUAAGUCAUCUAGAUAUAUGGAUUUAAUCAGAUAAAUUUAGAAGUCUAAUGUUAUAUGUUGAUCGAGCAGGCUAUGA